UGAUGUUGGUCACUAGUGAUGGAGGAUUCUAUGUUUUCAGUAUCGAUAUGGAGAAUGGCGGUGAAGGUGUUUUAGUGAAGCAGUACUCGUUAGUCAUAUUACCACUUCGUCGUUGUGGGCUAACCUUGCGGCAGUGUCCUCGAGGGUGACGACAAACUCGACCAAUCAGCUAUUGACUACACAAAUUAAGCGAUUCGCCGAAUGCCCGCUUUAUAUUUGGUCCUCUUCGUCCUGGCGUUCUGAUGGAGUUCUUGGGACAAUCUCAUCUUAAUUAUUCGCGGGGUUUUCAAGCAUCGCCAGGAGGCGUUUUUCCCACGGUUGUUGGCUGAGCAUUUUGACGGCCAGCCACGGGUGACCCCUCGAGCAUAGCAAAUUAGUAAUGGAUACCCUUUGUCGAGACACGGGCUUAGAUUUUCCAAUUCGACAAUGUAAAUGUCACUUCCAGUCUGUCUGAGCCACGCUCGUUCUCCUGGUGCGGGAAAGAUUAUUGUAUUCUCGGGUUCUUGUUCGAGACUGCACCUAAAAACACUGACAAGGCAAGGUGGGACAAGGAAGGCAGAACAACAUGGAAAGAACAAACAUUCAGAUGUAGUUCCCGACGAAGUAAAUAAAAUGACUGGCAACGCAAAAGAAGGAGAUUCCAGAGACUGAGACUAGCUGUCUAGACCGGUGCACCUUGCAAAGAAGACCUAUCGGUAUAUUGUA
Molecule: messenger RNA, 705 nt
Organism: Hyaloscypha bicolor E
Lineage: Eukaryota; Fungi; Ascomycota; Leotiomycetes; Helotiales; Hyaloscyphaceae
Exons: 1
Coding region: 433-651 (72 amino acids)
Source: RefSeq, a predicted model, not a curated record